ACAGGACAAACAACUGCAGCUACAACAACAAAAGGCCCUCCAGGUAAUGUUGACAGUGUGAAUGUGAUCACACAAAAUGAGAGUAGUAUAACUCUGACAUGGAACAAGGUUAACAACAUCCCAACAUACAUCCUCCAAUAUGGUGAUAGAACAGACAAAAUUAAUAAAACUGAAGAAGGACCCAUAGAACAUGUGGUCACUUCUCUGACUGCUGGGACAAACUACACAUUCACUCUCUUCACCACGUUUGAUGGACUCAACAGCAGUGAAUACAGAUUGAAUGCUGUGACAGCUCCUCUUAACACUGAAGAAUUUAAGAAAAAUGGACAAAAUGAGACCAGCAUAACUCUGGAGUGGAAAACAGUCCCCAACAUUGACAAUUAUAUUCUUGCAUUUAAUGGAAAACAGAUCAACAUUAGUAAUUCUACAGAAGAAUACACAGUCUCAAAUUUGACUGAUGGAACCAGAUACAGUUUCACUCUCUUCACUGUGUUUGGAAAUGUCAGCAGCAGUGGAGUAAACUGCAUCGCAGUCACUGCUCCACAAAGUGUUAAUCAUGUGACUGUGGUGCAUCAAAAUGAGAUAAGUAUAACACUGGAGUGGGACAAGGUUAAAAACAUCUCAGAAUACAUCCUACAGUAUAAUAACGGCACUGACAUGGAGAAGAAUAUCAGUGUUUCUGAAGAGGGACCCAUUAAAUAUGAGGUGUCUCCUCUGACUGCUAUGACAAAGUACAACUUCACUCUCAUCACUGUGUUUGAGGGAGUCAGCAGCACUGGAUACUCAUUUACUGCUGUGACAGCUCCUCGUAAUGCUGAAGAAUUUAAGAAAAAUGGACAAAAUGAGACCAGCAUAACUCUGGGGUGGAAAACAGUUCCCAACAUUGACAAUUAUAUUCUUGCAUUUAAUGGAAAAAACAUCAGCAUUAGUAAUUCUACAGAAGAAUACACAGUCUCAAAUUUGACUGAUGGAACCAGAUACACUUUCACUCUCUUCACUGUGUUUGGAAAUGUCAGCAGCAGUGGAGUAAACUGCAUCGCAGUCACUGCUCCACAAAGUGUUAAUCAUGUGACUGUGGUGCAUCAAAAUGAGACCAGCACAACACUGGAGUGGGACAAGGUUAAAAACAUCUCAGAAUACAUCCUACAGUAUAAAAACAGCACUGACAUGGAGAAGAAUAUCAGUGUUUCUGAAGAGGGACCCAUUAAAUAUGAGGUGUCUCCUCUGACUGCUAUGACAAAGUACAACUUCACUCUCAUCACUGUGUUUGAGGGAGUCAGCAGCACUGGAUACUCAUUUACUGCUGUGACAGCUCCUCGUAACACUGAAGAAUUUAAGAAAAAUUCACAAGAUGAGACCAGCAUAACUCUGGAGUGGAGAACAGUCCCCAACAUUGACAAUUAUAUUCUUGCAUUUAAUGGAAAAAACAUCAGCAUUAGUAAUUCUACAGAAGAAUACACAGUCUCAAAUUUGACUGAUGGAACCAGAUACAAUUUCACUCUCUUCACUGUGUUUGAAAAUGUCAAAAGCAGUGGAGUAAACUGCAUCGCAGUCACUGCUCCACAAAGUGUUAAUAAUGUGACUGUGGUGCAUCAAAAUGAGAUGAGUAUAACACUGGAGUGGGACAAGGUUAAAAACAUCUCAGAAUACAUCCUACAGUAUAAUAACGGCACUAACAUGGAGAAGAAUAUCAGUGUUUCUGAAGAGGGAAAGGGAGCCAUUAAAUAUGAGGUGUCUCCUCUGACUGCUAUGACAAAGUACAACUUCACUCUCUUCACUGUGUUUGAAAAUGUCAAAAGCAGUGGAGUAAACUGCGUCGCAGUCACUGCUCCAAAAAAUGUCCACAAUGUGACUGUGACACAAAAUGAGAACAGUAUAACUCUUACGUGGGAGAAGGUUAAUGACACACUAACAUACAUCCUAGAAUAUGACAGCGGUAAUAUUGUUAUUGGCAAGAAUGACAUGGACGGAUACACGACAUCAGGUGCAUCAGUUACAUGUGUGGUCUCUUCUCUGACUGCUGGGACAAACUACAGUUUUACCCUCUUUACUGUGUUUGAGAACGUCAACAGCUCUGGAUACAACUUUAGUGCGCCGACAGUUCCACCAGUGGUGCCUUGGGUCAGUGUGACUGAACGAUUUACUAACAACAUAACUCUAGAGUGGGAGAACAUGAAUAAAGCCUGGCAAUACCAGCUUCAAAUCAAUGGUGGUGUGUUACACAGCUCCUCAGUCAGAAUAGUAGUGACAUCUCUUCAGCCUGGAACAAAGUAUGACUUCAGCUUAACCACAAUGUUCGCUGGACUCAGGAGCACUCCUUAUACGAAUUUCACAGUAACAGCCAUAGACUGUGCCAGUGCAGAUUGGAAAGUUACCAACUCAUCAAUCGAAGCAAAGAUUGAAGGCUUGUUCUCGAACGCAACCGCCCAUAAUGGAUCUAAUGGCUAUGUCAGUGAUGGACGUGAAAAUGUGUCGUUUACUGGACUUUACCCUGGUGCCACCUAUCAGAUAUCUCUUGUCUAUGAAAAGUCUUCCAGAGUUUUCCUGCAGUGUGAACAUAAAUUAACAAUUCUUCCUCCUAAUCUAAAUGCUCACUGUGAGCACUGGGCAGCUGGAUACUCUGUUCUUAUUAAAUGGACAGACCCAGAGGGCGAGUGGACUAAUGCGGAGGUGAAUGUGACUGGAAAGACUCACACAGUAGCUAGUCCUGAAACUAAAAUCAUAAUCAAUGGAUUCCAACCUGCCAAAAAAUAUAAGGUGUCUGUAACUUCACUGUCUGGGCUGAGGAGGAGUUCUGAACCGCAUGUUUUUUACUGUCAGACUGAUCCAAGGGGAGUUAUUGCAGGGUCCGUAUUUGGUGUGCUUCUUUUUGGUCUCCUGGUUGCUCUGGUUGUCUUCAUUUUCCUCAAAAGACCAGAUAUUAUUAGCAGAAAGAAGUCUUCAUUCAUUGGUGGAUCCAAAGUAUCUAACACACAGAGCAAAUCUAUUCCUGCUGCAAAGUUUCCGGACCACUUCCAUCAGCUGAGUUUGGAUGAGAACAGAGGCUUCAGUGAGGAAUAUGAGUGCCUCGCUCCUGUUGGAACAGACCAGACACGAAAGACUGCUAAUCUACCUGAAAACAAAGCAAAGAAUCGUUUCAGUAACGUCUUGCCAUAUGACUGGUGUCGUGUGAAGCUAACUACAUCAGAUCCUGAUGGAAUUUCAGACUAUAUCAAUGCCAAUUACAUGCCGGGCUACAGCAGUAACAGAGAGUACAUUGCCACUCAGGGCCCUCUGCCCUCUACUGUUAAUGAUUUCUGGAGAAUGAUUUGGGAACAAAGAGUUAAGAGGAUCGUUAUGGUAACCAACUGCAUUGAAGGAGGGCGGUUCAUUUUCAUCAGACCAUUAGUGUGA
Messenger RNA from Oreochromis aureus, 3393 nucleotides. RefSeq names its product receptor-type tyrosine-protein phosphatase H-like. Gene Ontology annotation, molecular function: protein tyrosine phosphatase activity; protein binding. The record is from RefSeq and is a predicted model, not a curated record. Lineage: Eukaryota; Metazoa; Chordata; Actinopteri; Cichliformes; Cichlidae. The transcript has 20 exons. Gene Ontology annotation, biological process: protein dephosphorylation. The coding region runs from base 658 to 3393 and encodes 911 amino acids.